AGUUCUCACGCUGCGUGCAACUUGAUCCGUGACUCCCACUUUACCCUUAAGAGCUCCAUUCAAUCCUCCAGCUGAAUAUACGGGAGGUGCUUAGAGAUGUCCCAUAAACGCAAGUACCGCAAAGUUGCACCGACGACUAACCUUGUGGCUUCGGCGACGAUAAGAUUCGCACCAGAUCUUUUCACUCUGUCUGUUCAAGCACAUGAGGCUACUGUCAUUCGCGGCCCGCAGUCUCUUUCAACAGCACUUUCUCUUGAGGCGCCGCAUCUUCCAACUUUGGGGGUCUAUGCAAAUGACCCUCAAAUCGGUAACGCUCUCAUACAAUGGGGCGCUAGCACAAGAAAUUUUCAACUUCUUAACCCGGAUUAUUCUUUUCCCGAAGCGUCGGACGACAAGGCUACUUGGGUGGACAGAUACGACGCUCGUCUCCUGCUUGAUGCCGUCCCAGAGCAUGCAAGUCCGAGUGCCUCUCAGCCAAGGUCUCUAUCUCCAACCGGAUGGUCAGACUUGCCAUCUGACACUGAAGAUACCUUUUUCUUCACACCACAUGAAAUUGAAGACUACCGGCGCGAGAAACGUAGGCGUCUCAUUGACCAAAACAGGGAGGACCGUCUGAGAGCUCUUGCCGAGACCGACGAAAGCGAACAGUCGGAUCUUUGGGGAGGUAGUGAUGAGGAGCCCGAUGAUGUCCAAUCAGAGCUCAUGAAAAGAACAGCGCUACACCUUCUCUCGUCCCCUAAUCCUGCACAACUGGAGAUGCGCAUUCUUGCAAACCACGGUGCGGAUAAGAGAUUCGCAUUCUUAAGGGGACGGUGGUCACGAGCAUGGCGCACAACCAAGGAGAGGCUCAGACAAGAAAAAGUCGACCAACCAACUCAAUCACUGCGAGCUCCACGGAACGUAGGUCUGGGAGGACUCGCUGCGUAUGGAGAAAGUGAUGACGAAGAUAGCGAGGAAGAGUCUGAGAGUGGGGAAACAUCUCUAUUAAAGGUUGGUGAGAGCUCUGCCACAACCCUGGAUUCGCUUCAGAACCGUAAUGUACGGUUGGAGGAGGCUGAGCAGGAGGCUCGGCGUGCUAGAGCCAGGGAGUGGGCUACGCAACGCCGUGCACGACAAGGACAAACUUUGAGUACAGAUGAGGAUCGGGUAAAUUCCUCAAAUUUAUGAUGACUGUAUGGUGACUAUUGUUUUGUUUCCCGGAUAUAAUGUUCCCUGCAUUUGAAACGUGAAUCGCC
This is a messenger RNA of Suillus subalutaceus, 1235 nucleotides long. RefSeq lists its product as uncharacterized. The record is from RefSeq and is a predicted model, not a curated record. The transcript is spliced from 3 exons. NCBI's taxonomy places the organism in Eukaryota, Fungi, Basidiomycota, Agaricomycetes, Boletales, Suillaceae. The coding region runs from base 97 to 1167 and encodes 356 amino acids.